Brassica oleracea var. oleracea is the source of this 998-nucleotide messenger RNA. RefSeq lists its product as uncharacterized. Gene Ontology annotation, molecular function: metal ion binding. Lineage: Eukaryota; Viridiplantae; Streptophyta; Magnoliopsida; Brassicales; Brassicaceae. The transcript has 5 exons. The record is from RefSeq and is a predicted model, not a curated record. Bases 53 to 850 code for a protein of 265 amino acids.
UCCGACUCUGUCUCCAACAACUUCCUUCUCUCCCACUACUAACCGAGUCACCAUGGCCAAGCAUAAGAAGAAGAGCAACAACGAGAACAAAGGAGAUGGUGGCGGCGAUAAGAAAACGGCGUCUAUAACCGUCGUUUUGAAGGUCGAUAUGCAUUGCGACGGCUGCGCUUCCAAAAUCGUCAAAUGCGCACGUGCUUUCAAAGGCGUUGACACGGUGAAAUCGGAGUCAGGUACUGGGAAGCUAACGGUGACCGGAGAAGUAGAUCCGGCGAAACUCCGGGAGACACUCGCAGAGAAGACAAAGAAGAAAGUCGACUUGGUUUCUCCUCAGCCCAAAAAGGACAAUAAGAACAAAAGCGAUGAAGACAAAAACAAAGAAAAGAAAUCAUCUGAGGAGAAGAAACCCAAAGAGGCUCCGGUGAUAACGGCGGUGUUGAAGCUGAACUUCCAUUGUCAAGGUUGUAUCGCUAACAUCCAGAAGACUGUCACUAAAACCAAAGGUGUGAAUGGGAUGACAAUGGACAAAGAGAAGCAGUUGGUGACGGUUAAAGGAACAAUGGAUGUGAAAAAGCUCGUGGAGAGUUUGUCGGAUAAGCUGAAACGUCCGGUGGAGAUUGUGCCGCCGAAGAAGGAUAAAGACAAAGAGAACGAGUCUGGCGACAAGAAGAAAGGCGGCGGGGGAAAGGAUAACAAAGGCGGCGAGGGGGUGAACAUGAUGGAGUACGUGGCGGCUCAGCCUUAUUACGAGUUAGCGUAUUACCCGGGUGGGCCAUAUGGGUAUUAUCCGGUUCAGGCCCACGCGCCUCAGAUGUUCAGUGAUGAGAAUCCGAAUGCUUGCGUCGUUCUGUGAGGCGGCGGAUGAAAAUAUUGGAGAGUGGUGGGGAGUUGUAAAUAUGCUUAUAAUCUUUGGGGUAGUUUCGAGAAAGUCGAGUUACUUUAGUUUGUAAACUUUUUGGGGUUUUUAAUUUCUACUAUUCAGUUCUCAAAACUUCCUUUUC